AUGGUAGUUAGAGUAUUAGAUGAUUAUUAUUUAGCCAUAACAGCAAUAUUAACAAUUGGAUAUCAACUAAUUUUUUUUACUAUCGCUUAUACAUUUCAAAUUGAUUCAGUGACUGAUUUUGGAGGUGGCAGUAAUGUUGCUUUAUUGGCGAUAUUAACAUUAGUUCUUGGUCAGACAUGGUAUGUUCGACAAAUAAUCGCGACGACAUUCGCAGUUUUGUGGGGUGCAAGAUUAGGAU
Molecule: messenger RNA, 238 nt
Organism: Funneliformis caledonium
Lineage: Eukaryota; Fungi; Glomeromycota; Glomeromycetes; Glomerales; Glomeraceae
Source: the annotation of a GenBank genome assembly